Echinococcus granulosus is the source of this 2517-nucleotide messenger RNA. Its product is annotated as Polycomb protein PHO. NCBI's taxonomy places the organism in Eukaryota, Metazoa, Platyhelminthes, Cestoda, Cyclophyllidea, Taeniidae. Bases 1 to 2517 code for a protein of 838 amino acids. The transcript is spliced from 5 exons. Gene Ontology annotation, biological process: regulation of transcription by RNA polymerase II. Gene Ontology annotation, molecular function: DNA-binding transcription factor activity, RNA polymerase II-specific; RNA polymerase II cis-regulatory region sequence-specific DNA binding. The record is from RefSeq and is a predicted model, not a curated record. Gene Ontology annotation, cellular component: PcG protein complex; transcription regulator complex.
AUGAUUGAUUCUAUUUUCGAGGACCAACAUCCAAAACUGGACUUUUGUGAGCAUUUUAAUGAGAGUCCUGCAGAAAAUUCAGUUGAGUCUGUUCUUGAGUCGGCGGAGGUGUGUAGUGAUAUGUGUGGGAAUGAUGCCUACGGUGAUUUAUUUCUUAUGGAUACAGGCGAGCUACUUGGCCUUCGGGAGGAGGUAAUUGGUAGUGACAGUUCAGAGCCAAGUGAAUCAAGGGGCGAACCGGCGGAUUUUGGUGCCGAAUUAGACGCUCUGCAGAAGAGUGAAGAUGUCACCACAUCUCUGCUCUCAUUCUCUGAGGAAGCGCCACUUUCUCUCCUUAAUGGUGGCGGCAAUGGCGUUGGCCCUGAUUGGACCUCCAAUCUGAAGGUCACCGUGGAUGACCUUACGGUGGCAGCGGGGGACGGUACCGCCACUGUUACCGCUGCGUCGCCCACACAUAUUGUUGUCACCUCUCCUGCGGUCAUCACCUCGUCACCACAAAAGGUGGCUGUCGUGACUACCACUCCAGCGGCAACAACGACAACAACCACUCCUGCUGUCAAGAGCCUAAGAAUCUUCCCAAUCGCCACCUAUCGUCUACCUACUACUUCGACCGCCAAAAGGGAUCUAGUCACGUGGCCGGGAAAUCUGACUCUUUUCUACUCAAAACAGACCUCACUUAGCACUCAGGUCGCUUCUCGAGGAAAUGUAUUGAGCUACAGGGCAUCGUCGUUGAGAUGCCGUGAUCGGAAUAGUUUACAUCCAAGCACCGGUUGGCAAGUGGUGGCUAUCUCGGCGCCAGGCGCGACUACCACCGGGGUCAGCCGUCGUCUCUUCUCCCCUUCCGUCGCCUCUGCCUCUGUCAACGAGCGACGCGGUCCACUAUUGACAUCCACCACCGUUUCCUCUGUAGUAAAGCUGCCCACCACUGGCUCUGCUGCCGCACCAUCGCAACAGGCAGGCUCUACGACGGGGCCGGGUUCAGCGGGCACAAUGCGUUGCGUGGUGUGCCCUCAGUUGGGUUGCGGAAAGGCAUUUCGUGACACUGCGGCGAUGAGGAAGCAUCUGCACACCCACGGGCCACGAGUGCACAUCUGUGGGGAGUGUGGAAAGGCGUUUGUAGAGUCGAGUAAACUGAAACGUCAUCAACUGGUGCACACGGGCGAAAAGCCUUUUCAGUGUACUUUUGAGGGUUGUGGAAAACGCUUUUCCCUGGAUUUUAACCUGCGCACCCACCUCCGAAUCCACACAGGGGACAGACCCUAUCCCUGCCCCCAGCCUGGCUGCUCCAAACGGUUCGCUCAAUCAACUAAUCUCAAGUCGCACCUGGCCACCCACACAAAACUCCGCCCGCCUCAUACAUCCACCUCACCCACUGCUACCGCCGCUGUCGCCUUUGCUGCUAAUUCCACCGGCGCCGGUGUGCACCGAGUAAAACCGGUGUCGGCAUUCCUGGCCGACCACCAAAAGCACCAUCACCAGCAUAGCCAUCAGCAACAGCAUCAGCAGCAUGGCAGCUAUGGAUUUUACCUGCCUGCGGCCUCGGGUACUGCCAUCUCUGCGACUGUUGCAACCACUGCAAUGUCUCCUUUAGAGGAUUCAAGACCAGCCUCACCUCCCUACUUAACGAAAGUGGCAGCAGCAACAGCUGCCUUCUACAAACUAUACGGUGACGAGGAGAUCACCUUCCCCAGAUCCCAACAGCAUUUCGUCUCCUCCGUGAAGACGGCCUCUUCACAUCUGUUAGCCUUCCAGUCAUCAUCGUCACCACCAUCAUCCCAACCCUCCUCUCUCUCAGCUUCGGCCACCUCGGCACCCUCUCGCCCACGCAUCCUUCUUACCAAUCGCGGUCGAAGUCUUGCAUUCGAGCGGGCCACUCUUCCACCGAUACCGCCAGUAACAACAGCGAGGACCCUUACGGUGUUGAAGAGAGAGGACUUUAGCCCUCAUUUUGACGAUCCUCUGCUCUCCUCAGUGCUACCACCUCCGUUGCACAACAAGGCUAACCGGAAGCAGAAUCUCUUUCCUCCUCCCCCUCCCACCCCUUCCGACAAGUCUACCGCUGCCAUCUCCGUGGUUGGCGAUGAUGAUGGUGUUGGCUCCAUAGCGGCCAUGGGAGAGGAGGGCGAAGAAGAGGAUGACGGUGGUAAUGGUGAAGAAGGAGUGCAAGAUGGAUUUAUCUGUGGUCUCCCACUCUCCUCAUCUUCCUCUUCAUCCUCCGCUGCAGCCGCUGCGGUUGCUGCGAUGAACGCACCGACGCGUAGGGGUCGGCGGAGGACUGUUAAACGGGGUAGUAACAGCACUACCGCUACCACAGCUAACGCUGUCUCGGUCCCACGAAAAGUGGCCUCUUCAUCACCCUACUUCACUCGUUCCUCGGUGGUGGCUGCCAACCAUCGUCAGAGACGGCGACGCCGGAGACGAGGACGAGGAUCAGCUUAUCAGCCACAGCGUGGAAUGAAGGGGUUGGGUGCGCCACCGAGUCACCAUCAUCAGCCGAUGCGCCGUAAGGUGGUGUAG